CCCUUGUCUUAGUCGACGAAAUAAUUAGAAUUUAUGCUUAUGAAACAAAAUUACAGUGCAAUGUUUCAAACACUUACCAUUCUUAGAUCUGUCUAAACAGAAAACCAAUACUCGGGUAACCCUGUCCACUAGUUCAAAAGCGAGAGGGGAAUCUUACGCCAGUGCAAACGCCUGUCAUGUCAAAGUUCUCAGCCAAUAGAAAAAGAACAUGGAAGAAACGCGCGGUUUGAUUGGCUGGCAGCACCUCGCUUUGGAGACAUGUGUAAAGGGGCCAGCCCAUCAUUUUUUGGGAUUGAAAUGUAAGCCUGUGCUCCCUGCCAUCAGGAAACAGAAGGCGAAUUUUCCUCUCUUGCAACUAAUCGGUAUCGCAUCCGUCUCGGACGCUUAAUUUUUAUCCACAUCGGCUUCGGUGCAAUAAAGACCAGCUAAACUGGACUCGGAACAGGUCAGAAAGGGACAGCACAGUGAAGUUUCUUUUUUCAUCGGGAGGCUAAACGCAAUGGAGCCAGCCUUUGGGGAGGUGAACCAGCUAGGCGGUGUUUUUGUGAACGGAAGACCUCUACCCAAUGCCAUCCGGCUCAGGAUAGUAGAGCUGGCCCAGCUGGGCAUCAGGCCUUGCGACAUCAGCAGGCAGCUCCGCGUUUCUCACGGCUGUGUGAGCAAGAUUCUGGCUCGGUACAACGAAACCGGCUCGAUACUUCCCGGCGCAAUUGGCGGCAGUAAACCCAGGGUCACGACCCCAACCGUAGUCAAGCACAUUAGGACUUACAAGCAACGGGACCCCGGCAUUUUCGCUUGGGAGAUUCGAGACAGACUGCUUGCGGACGGUGUGUGUGAUAAAUUCAAUCUGCCCUCUGUCAGUUCGAUUAGUAGGAUUCUUCGCAACAAGAUCGGAAAUCUGUCUCAACAGAACCAGUACGAGUCGAGCAAACAGGCCCCUCAUCCUCAGCCUCAACCCACCCUACCUUACAACCACCUGUACUCCUAUCCAACUCCAAUCGCAGCCACUGGGACUAAAGUACCAACUCCGCCUGGCAUGCCCACUCUUCCUGGACACAUGGCAAUGCAUAGGAUAUGGCCUUCCUCUCAUUCUGUUACAGAUAUUCUGGGCAUUCGAUCAAUAACGGAGCAGCAAAUUAGUGACAGUCCGUCCUUUCCCAGCGCCAAACUAGAAGAAUGGAGAGCUAUUAACAGGAGUAAUUUUUCACCAGCGAAUUCUCCACUAGUCAAUGGUGUGGAUAAGCCUCACUUAGAACCUGAAGCAAAAUACACACAGACGCCGAAUGGAUUGCCCACAGUGAACAGUUAUGUCACAGCUCCCAGCAUCCAUCCUUACCACCCUCCCACCCAAGUGUCACCCUACAUGGGGUACAGCGGCACCACGUCGGCCUAUGUGACCGGCCCCACAUGGCAGCCGCCCAGUGGCAGUGCUCUCUCUCCCCACAGCUGUGACAUCACCAGCCCACUGGCCUUCAAGAGCACGGCCGCCACGCGAGACUCCGUCCAUUCGGUCGCCGCCUCCGCCCUGUGA
This is a messenger RNA of Labeo rohita (rohu), 1531 nucleotides long. RefSeq names its product paired box 9 (gene pax9). Gene Ontology annotation, molecular function: RNA polymerase II cis-regulatory region sequence-specific DNA binding; DNA-binding transcription factor activity, RNA polymerase II-specific. Gene Ontology annotation, biological process: regulation of transcription by RNA polymerase II; anatomical structure development. The record is from RefSeq and is a predicted model, not a curated record. NCBI's taxonomy places the organism in Eukaryota, Metazoa, Chordata, Actinopteri, Cypriniformes, Cyprinidae. The transcript is spliced from 4 exons. The coding region runs from base 500 to 1531 and encodes 343 amino acids.